Lindgomyces ingoldianus is the source of this 2456-nucleotide messenger RNA. RefSeq names its product catalase-domain-containing protein. The transcript has 8 exons. Gene Ontology annotation, molecular function: catalase activity; heme binding. The record is from RefSeq and is a predicted model, not a curated record. NCBI's taxonomy places the organism in Eukaryota, Fungi, Ascomycota, Dothideomycetes, Pleosporales, Lindgomycetaceae. Gene Ontology annotation, biological process: hydrogen peroxide catabolic process; response to oxidative stress. Bases 40 to 2268 code for a protein of 742 amino acids. Gene Ontology annotation, cellular component: cytosol.
UUUCUCGCUACACUGCUAUCCUUCACUCACUGCGUCACGAUGAUCACUCUCAGAGCUGUUGCAGCAAUUGCUGCGUGGAUCAACAUUGCCCAUGCGAUAUGCCCUUACAUGGAGCACGAUGCUCGAGACCUUCCCGCCAACCACCCUCCAGUUCGACGAGAUGGAUACGGCCCUACAGACGACUUCCUAGCGCAGUACGAGAUUGACGACAACGAUGUCUACCUGACCAGCGAUGUCGGUGGCCCCUUCUCAGACCAGAACAGCCUAAGUGCAGGAGAUCGAGGUCCCACUCUCCUUGAGGAUUUCAUCUUCCGUCAAAAAAUCAUGCACUUCGAUCACGAGAGAGUGCCGGAGAGAGCGGUCCAUGCGAGAGGCGCGGGCGCUCACGGCGUCUUUGUCUCCUAUGGUGAUUGGUCUAACAUUACCGGGGCAUCCUUCUUAGGUUCAGAAGGGAAAGAAACUCCUGUCUUCGUGCGAUUCUCUACUGUUGCAGGGAGUCGCGGUUCAGCAGACACUGUGCGUGACGUUCACGGCUUUGCAACCAGAUUCUAUACAGACGAGGGAAAUUUUGACAUCGUCGGAAACAACAUCCCUGUGUUCUUCAUCCAAGAUGCAAUACUGUUCCCGGAUCUCAUUCAUGCUGUCAAGCCAAUGCCAGAUCGCGAGAUUCCUCAAGCCGCUACUGCUCAUGACACAGCGUGGGAUUUCUUCAGCCAGCAGCCAAGUGCCUUGCACACGCUCUUCUGGGCUAUGUCUGGUCAUGGCACAGUGAGGUCAUAUCGACACAUGGACGGCUGGGGUGUCCACACAUUCCGUUUCGUAACCGAUGAAGGCAAGACGAAGCUUGUCAAAUUUCGACUUCGCACGCUGCAAGGGAAAGCUAGUCUUGUGUGGGAGGAGGCGCAGGUCACAUCAGGGAAAAAUGCAGACUUCCACCGUCAGGAUUUAUUCAACAGUAUCGAGAAGGGUCUAUAUCCGGAGUAUGAGUUUGAAGUCCAAAUAAUGGAAGAGGAUGACCAGUUGCGUUUCGGAUUCGACCUCCUGGACCCAACCAAGAUAGUACCAGAGGAGCUCGUCCCUUUCACUCCGCUUGGAAAGCUGACUUUGAAUCGGAACCCAAGGAACUAUUUUGCAGAGACUGAACAGGUCAUGUACCAACCCGGCCAUAUCGUAAGAGGGAUCGACUUCACCGAAGAUCCAUUGCUCCAGGGCCGCAUCUUUUCUUACCUCGAUACCCAAAUUAAUCGUCAUAAUGGCCCUAAUUUUGAACAGCUUCCAAUUAAUCAGCCCCGCAUGCCAUGGCACAACAACAACCGCGACGGAGCUGGCCAAAUGUUCAUUCCGCUAAACACGGCCGCAUACAGUCCCAACACCUUGAACAACGGCUCCCCGCGUCAGGCCAACCAAACGACGGGUAAUGGCUUCUUCACAGCACCUAAUCGUAGCGGAUCAGGCAAGCUUGUGCGCGCAGUGUCAUCCACCUUCGCGGAUGUUUGGUCACAGCCGAGACUAUUCUUCAAUUCUCUACUCCCUGCGGAACAGCAGUUCCUCGUCAACGCCAUGCGGUUUGAGACCUCUCAACUCAAGAGCUCCGUCGUGAAGACCAAUGUGCUUAUUCAAUUGAACCGCGUCAGUCAUGACAUUGCCGUCCGUGUGGCGACCGCUCUUGGCCUCGCAGCUCCAGCCGAGGAUCCAACGUAUUAUCAUGACAACACAACGAACGGAGUCUCUGUAGCCAAGGAUCCUCUCCUCACGGUCGACGGCUUGAAGGUCGGAUACCUAACAUCUAAUUCUAUAUCAACUGCCAAUACCAGCAUGGCUUCGCUGAAAUCCGCACUUAAGGCUAUGAAUGUCGAUCUUGUCGUUGUUGCAGAGAGUCUCACAGAAGGAAUCGAUCAGACAUACUCCGCAACCGACGCCUCAAACUUCGAUGCCAUCGUUAUCGGUGAAGGCACUGCCUCGCUCUUCGCUCCACCACCUAGUCUUGCCAACAUAAACUCGACGACUCUAACAUAUGGGAAUGCGUCAGCAAACGUCCUAUCGACACUGUACCCUGCUGGGCGCCCACUCCAGAUCCUUGAGAGCGGAUACAGGUGGGGUAAGCCUGUUGGUGCCGUAGGCUCGGGCAAGGAGGCCUUCGGUAACGCGGGGAUUGAAGCGGGGACGCCGGGUGUUUAUGCAGUUGGCGAUGCUAGCACCCUUGCGAAUAGCCUGGAAGCAGGUCUGAAGACGUUCAAGUUCCUGGACAGGUUUCCGAUGGACUCGUGAUUUAAGGUUGGGUCUACGAUAGUUGUUCUAUUGAACAAGUGUAGUGUGGUUGUGAUUUUCAACGAGAUUUUCAAAGGUUAAUUCAGAAGCCCAAAAUUGCGCAAAGUAUAUCGAAACUAGAUAACAGGAGGCUUGAAACCUCAAUAUAACCGUCAGAAUUAAUAAAAAAACCCGGGAUUCUCACAGCG